ACCCGUGUUCAUUUCCGUAUUCGUUGUCCUCUCGGAAGAGUUUGCUCGUUGUGGAACCCUAAUCUCGUUGAUUUCGAAUCUAAACUCGAAAUCAAUAAAAUCGUUCGAGAGAUCUGCUACUUCUCUCUUCAAGGAUCUGUAAUCGGUGCGAAUAGGAGGAGUCUUCAGCUCGGGCGACAUCGGAAAUGGCAGACAACAUCUCAGCACCUGGCUCUGUAGAAGAGAAAGCAGAUCAAAUUGUUGAAGCAAACCCACUGGUUAAGGAUGAUACUUCACUGGAAACCAUAGUUCGGAGGUUCCAAGAUUCAAUGUCAGAGGCAAAGACGCAUAAGUUCUGGGAGACUCAACCUGUUGGGCAGUUUAAGGAUAUUGGGGAUACGAGUUUGCCUGAAGGCCCGAUUGAACCUGCAACUCCGUUAUCUGAGGUCAAGCAAGAGCCAUAUAACCUUCCCUCUGUUUAUGAAUGGACCACUUGCGAUAUGAACUCUGAUGAUAUGUGUUCAGAGGUGUACAACCUUCUCAAGAACAACUACGUUGAGGAUGAUGAGAAUAUGUUCAGGUUCAAUUAUUCCAAGGAGUUUCUAAGGUGGGCACUGCGUCCACCUGGUUACUACCAGAGCUGGCAUAUUGGAGUCCGUGCCAAGACAUCGAAGAAACUUGUUGCUUUCAUCAGUGGUGUGCCAGCAAGAAUCAGGGUGCGUGACGAGGUUGUGAAAAUGGCAGAGAUCAAUUUCUUGUGUGUCCACAAGAAGCUCAGGUCUAAGAGACUUGCUCCUGUCAUGAUCAAGGAGGUUACUAGAAGGGUUCACUUGGAGAACAUAUGGCAAGCAGCUUAUACCGCAGGAGUUGUACUUCCCACACCAAUCACCACAUGCCAAUACUGGCACAGGUCAUUGAACCCGAAGAAGCUAAUCGAUGUUGGGUUUUCAAGGCUUGGUGCGAGAAUGACAAUGAGCAGAACCAUAAAACUCUACAAGCUGCCAGAUGCACCGAUCACUCCGGGCUUCAGGAAAAUGGAACCACGCGAUGUCCCUGCUGUUACACGGUUGCUUAGGAACUACCUUAGCCAGUUUGGAGUUGCAACCGACUUUGAUGAGAAUGAUGUUGAGCAUUGGCUACUCCCGAGAGAAGAUGUGGUGGACAGUUACCUAGUAGAGAGCCCUGAAACUCAUGAUGUCACUGACUUCUGCAGCUUCUACACUCUACCUUCAACUAUCCUUGGUAACCCCAACUACACAACAUUGAAAGCUGCUUAUUCUUACUACAAUGUCGCCACACAGACUUCCUUUCUUCAGCUGAUGAAUGAUGCGCUCAUCGUGUCAAAGCAAAAGGGUUUCGAUGUGUUUAACGCGCUGGAUGUGAUGCACAAUGAGAGUUUUUUGAAAGAGCUGAAGUUUGGUCCAGGAGAUGGACAGCUCCAUUACUAUCUCUACAACUACCGAUUGAAAAGUGCCUUGAAGCCAUCAGAACUUGGACUUGUGCUCUUAUAAGCACAAUAACUUGCUCUGAUGGGUAUUAGUUUGGUAUCAACCAACUUGAAGUUUGGGUGUUUCUUUUUUGUGCUUCUUCCAUUUGAACUGUUACUGCUUCCAUGGGUUACUGAAACUGAGUUUUAAUUCUUUUGGCAAUGCAAUUUUUGAAUUUCUGGACGU
Messenger RNA from Capsella rubella, 1652 nucleotides. RefSeq names its product glycylpeptide N-tetradecanoyltransferase 1. Gene Ontology annotation, cellular component: cytoplasm. NCBI's taxonomy places the organism in Eukaryota, Viridiplantae, Streptophyta, Magnoliopsida, Brassicales, Brassicaceae. Gene Ontology annotation, biological process: N-terminal peptidyl-glycine N-myristoylation. Bases 186 to 1490 code for a protein of 434 amino acids. The record is from RefSeq and is a predicted model, not a curated record. The transcript is spliced from 2 exons. Gene Ontology annotation, molecular function: glycylpeptide N-tetradecanoyltransferase activity.